Messenger RNA from Cordyceps fumosorosea ARSEF 2679, 3441 nucleotides. RefSeq names its product JmjC domain-containing protein. Bases 1 to 3441 code for a protein of 1146 amino acids. The transcript has a single exon. Lineage: Eukaryota; Fungi; Ascomycota; Sordariomycetes; Hypocreales; Cordycipitaceae. The record is from RefSeq and is a predicted model, not a curated record.
AUGACGACAGGUCAUUACUUACGAUCCAUGAAGCAGUUGACCAAUCAGUGGACUCCUACCAACUUUCGUGAUGACCGACGACAGCGUCUCUACCUCAAGGACAUUGAUUGCCCACCCGAAUGGCAGGAGGCACUGCAAAACAUUGUCAAUCCAGUUCUAUUCUAUCUCAACAACACUGUCACCCGCACUGGAGCCAUGUCAGAAACUGAGGAUGAGCCGCGGAACCCUCAGAGCGACGCCGCCUCAGCUGGAGAUCUCAUGUCCAGCCUACCUCGAGAGAUGCGCGCUGAAAACCUGAUGUGUUACAUCGGCCAUGAAGGCACCUACACACCAGCGCAUCGUGAAAUGUGUGCGUCUCUCGGGCAAAAUAUCAUGGUGGAGGCCUCAGGUGACGCAAAUGGUGAAAAGCCCGGCAGCUCGAUCUGGUUUAUGACGGAAAGCAAAGACCGUGCAGUCGUCCGAGAGUACUUUUUGUCAAUGCUUGGCCAUGACAUUGAGAUUGAGAAACAUUUCGCACAAGUCAACGCGUGGAAGAAGGCCCCUUUCGAUGUUUAUGUGGUAGAACAACGCGUCGGUGACUUUAUCCUAGUUCCUCCUCUUGCCGCUCAUCAAGUGUGGAACAGAGGGACAAGAACAAUGAAGGUUGCAUGGAACCGAACGACUGUCGAAACACUCGAGUUAGCUUUGCAAGAGGCACUUCCGAAAGCUCGGCUGGUGUGUCGAGAUGAACAGUAUAAGAACAAGGCCAUGAUCUAUUAUACACUUCAAAUCUAUUACCAACGCCUGCAAUCGCUCGAUGAACAUGCUCGAAAAACUCAUCGGGAUGACAUACGAAACUCCUUCCGGGCCAAACAGCUGGCAUCGGAUUUCAAGAAACUUUUCAUUCUCUUUACGAAAACAGUCGUGGAUGAAGUGUUUUUAUUCAGGGAGCGGGAGGUUGAAUUCGUCCCUUUUGACUCCUGCAUCACUUGCUCAUACUGCCGCGGAAAUAUUUUUAAUCGUUUUCUUACUUGCAAGAGAUGUGUUCGGACUCUCGUCAACGGCGAUGAAGAUACAUACGACGUCUGCAUGGAAUGCUAUGCCAUGGGCCGGUCUUGCGGCUGUCUGUCGGGUUUGCAAUGGUGUGAGCAGUGGCACUGGAGUGAGCUUGUUGAAAACCAUGAAAAAUGGCGCUCAAUGAUCAUCUCUAAUGAUGGGUUCAUCGAUGUCAAUAUUUCUCCACAGCCACUUGAAGUUGCGAAACAACUAAGUGGCAAGAAAUCAGUUGCACAAAUCUGCCAAGAGGCACUGCGACAACGACCGUGGAAGGACAUCACUCAAACCGAAAAAGAACUAGCUCCAAGCGAAUCCGAGGAAGGCGAAGAGGGAGAGCAGUCCAAAGCGAAGAAGAGCCGGAGCAGGAGGAAAAAGAAAGGCAAUGUGCGGCGAUGCCAUGUGUGUUGUCACAAGGAGCUUGUUUAUCGCAUGCAGAUGUGCUCAAAUCCCGAUUGCUUAGAAGGAUAUUGCUUUGGUGUCCUUUAUAGAGCCUUCGACAUGAUGCCACAAGAAGUCCUCCAGGACGAAAAUUGGCAGUGUCCAAAGUGCUUAGGAAUAUGCAAUUGCGGCUACUGUCGCCGAACAGGAACUACCAACCCAUAUACGCCGAAAAACACAUCGCUUGGGCACGAUACAAGGGCUGUUGCGGAUGACCGAAGUGUCGAAGCUCUUGUUGAUUUUCGACUACACAAUUUGGCUUGGUUGAAGGCCGCUGGUGAAAAAAGCCGCGGCCAGGAUACCAAGCGCAUGCAGCGGUUGCGAGAACAAGCGGACACAGCCAAGGCGGAGGGUGAACACCAUGAAGACGACGACGCAGGCCCGGCUGCUGAAAGCUCAACCCAUGAUUCAUCCCAUCACGAACGGCCAACACCGAUAGCUGGCGGUACUUCUUACCAACAAGGGGCGGAACCAGCCGGCUUUGCGCAGCUCAGUCUCAAUCAACAGGCAGCGGGGCCAUCGCCGCAAUCAGCACCCUGGCUUAUUAAUAGAGAUCAGGCUAUGAAUGGGCAAGAUGGAGAUGAUUCGUCUUACCCUGACCCACCUGUAUUCGCAGCUCAAAGGAUCGGAAUGGGCUACUACGAACAAGAUGAUACUCCAGACAAGAUUCUCUUUGACCCAUACCAAGCCCCAACCACCGAGGAUUUGAGGGAGGAGGAAGCAGACAUACCGGACUUGGUUAAGAAAUCUAUUCGCAGCGCAAAGAGAAAGGCGAAAAAGGACAAUGAAGACCCAGAGUUCAUCAUCAAGAGUCACUCGCGGAAACGGCCAAAGCCCCAACGCGAGCAUGAUUUCCUCGACAGCAUGGAUCCUGCGUUGUUUAAUGAAGCCCCUGUUGCGUCUGCGCAAGAACCAGCUCCAGAAAGCGGCGCUGGGAAUACUGAGGACAUGACUUCGGUACAACCUGGCUCUGAAGAACCGAAAAGGAAGGGGAAUCUCCGCUAUGAUGCGAGCGAACCCCUACUAAGGCAUGCAAAGCCCAAGGCAUCUUAUGUUGAAUUGGAAGACUUAGAGGUGGAAGAGUUCAACGACAAUGAGCAAGCCAAUACGCCACCAGCAAGCGCACCCGGAAAACCAUCACCUAAGCCAACAAUGGAUGCUGCGCCUGAGGUAGAAGCUGACGACGCGACUAUCGACAAGAAUGAUUCAUCAGCUCAAGUCCAUUCCCACAGCAGCGCCCCUACAGGACAAAAACGCCGUGGCCGACCCCCCGCGCACAGCAAACGCCCACCUUCAGUAAGCCUAGAAAUCCGGUCUACGAGAGCUGAUAUCACGGAAAAGACGAAAGCCAGCAGCGAUACACGGCGACGCGGCGUUGGACGUCCUAGGAAGUCCGGCCCAGGGAUCGCCUCAAAGCGGAUAAGAGCUGAAGAAGCCGAUUAUGAGCCCGCUUCUACUGCCCACAAACCACGCAGAGGUCGACCUCGUGCUUCCGAGCCCUCCCGAUCACCAGCUCCUAAGCGGGCUGGCACUGCAGGUCAACAGUUCAUGUCUCUGAAGGAGCGUAUGGCGCUCCGUGGAAAAACGUUCAAGAUUGCAAAGCGAGGUUGGGAUAGUACAUCAUCACCCAGCGCCCCGCAGCCUAAUUCCCCCAAGAGAUCGGCAAGCAUGACUGUGCAGCUGCCCAGCUUUACUGCGGUUAAUAAGCCUACGAUGGUUCGCAAACAGUCCUUCGAGGAUGUUGACGAAAACACCAGCACUGCCUCUCGGCAAGAGAGUGGUGUGAACGUCACCUAUGCAGAAGAAACAGGCGGUUCGGGGAGCGAUUCAGGUUCCAGUGACAAUGAUAUUCCGGCAAGAAUUGACCGGUCGGGAAGUACGUCUAGGCCGAUUUUUGUCGCGCUCAGGGGGCGCGGGCGGCCGAGAGGACGACCGAGCAUGCGACCCCGUGGGCGAGGGCGCCCUUAA